Messenger RNA from Callorhinchus milii (elephant shark), 2087 nucleotides. Its product is annotated as zinc finger protein 664. The record is from RefSeq and is a predicted model, not a curated record. The transcript has 4 exons. The coding region runs from base 125 to 1627 and encodes 500 amino acids. Lineage: Eukaryota; Metazoa; Chordata; Chondrichthyes; Chimaeriformes; Callorhinchidae.
ACAGUGACGGUUGGCGGAGGAGCGCUUCAAACGUGGCCGAGGACUGACCGGAGAGAGAGAGACAGAGAGAGCGGACAACCAGAGCCCCGAUAGCGGCUCAGAAGCGAAACGCUUCAAGUUCAGGAUGGAAGCCAGGAAGAGGGAGGCAGCGAGGGAGGAAACCGAGCAGAGCAAAAAGGGGACCUCAUUCAUCCCGUCGGGAUCAGCUGAGAACGGAGGUGACCAGGCAAGAGAUAUGACUGCAGCCACGGGUUCAGCAAAUGGAGAGAGCAGUCUGGUCAAAAGAGGAGGCGUCUCAGUUGGUGAAAAUCAAGACUUUGAAUCGUCCGAACCAGCUCCCAAAGUGGAUGGUGCGGAGUCUCGCCCUUUCCCCGACUGUAACGUUGUGAUUUCUCGCGCUGAGUGCCGUCGGAAACAGAGCAGAAGACAUCGCGGACACCAUCGAGACGCGUCAGCCGCACGACCUGCUCGUAGCUUAAAUUCUCCUUCCCAGCAGAGAGUGCGUCAGGGAUCUCCCGCGUAUACUGUCGCGGAAAAGGGGUUUGCUCAAACAGGACCUGUACAGAGUCACCAGCAAUCGAUCUUAUCCGAGAGACCGUAUCAGUGUACCGAAUGCGAAAAGAAUUUCACGACGUCCGGGAACCUCAGAGUGCACCAGCGAUCGCACACAGGAGAGAGACCCUACAAAUGUGCCGAGUGCGGAAAGACUUUCACACGUUCGGAGCACCUACAGGUACACCGUCGAACGCACACCGGAGAGAGGCCGUAUCGCUGCGCUGAAUGCAGAAUAAGUUUCGCAAAAUCAGGGGACCUCACGAGACACCAGCGCUCACACACAGGAGAGAGACCCUAUAAAUGUGCCGAAUGCGGAAAGAGUUUCACGCGGUCAGGGCAGCUCCAGGUACACCACCGAUCGCACACCGGAGAGAGGCCGUACAAAUGUGCCGAAUGUGGAAUAUGUUUCACAACCUCGGGUGACCUGCAGAGACACUGUCGGUUGCACACAGGAGAGCGACCGUAUAAAUGUGCCGAAUGUGGGCAGAGUUUCACCCAGUCGGGGAAUCUCCAGAUACACCAGCGAUCGCACACGGGGGAGAGACCGUACGCGUGUGCCGUGUGCGGGCGGAGUUACACGCAUUCGGGGGACCUCCAGAUACACCAGCGAUCGCACACAGGAGAGAAACCGUACAGUUGUGCCGAAUGCGGGCAGAGUUUCACACGCUCGGGGGACCUCCAGAUACACAAGCGAUUGCACACAGGAGAGAAGCCGUACAAAUGCUAUGAGUGUGGGCGGAGUUUCACAACGUCCGGGCAUCUCCAGGUACACCAUCGAUCGCACACCGGGGAGAAACCGUAUGAAUGUGCCGAAUGCGGAAAGCGUUUCUCACGGUCAGGCAACCUCAAGGUACACGAGCGAUCGCACAGCGGAGAGAGACCCUACAAGUGCGCCGAAUGCGGAAAGAGUUACACAACCUCCGGGGUUCUCCAGAUACAUCAUCGAUCGCAUACAGGAGAGAGGCCGUACGUGUGCGCCGCAUGUGGGAAGAGUUUCACGCAAUCGGGGAACCUCCGGAGUCACCAGCGCACGCACGCGGCGGCUGCGGCUGUGUUCGGGUGCCGAACGUGAAUGAGCUUCGCGCGUGCAUGCAGGGCAUCUGCAGAGACGCCAUCGAUCGCACCCAGGAGCGAACGCGCAUGUCGUCGAACGUGAAAAGAGUUUCACAUCUUCGGAAGUUCCUAAAGGUACACCAGCAAUCACACGGGCAGGAGAGAGAGAGAGAGACCAUAUAAACGUGCAGACUGGACAACUGUCCUUCCGACCGUACUGGAGAGGCCGCACGGGAGCGACUGCGUUAGUGCCUUGAACGUGGGCAGAGGUUUGCUGUUUCCAAGCAGAAGAAAGUUCGGGAAUGCCUUGAAAGAUUCUGCUACUGCAGGAAAGCGUUCCGGGAGCGGGUACUGCUCACAGCAAACAAGAGAAGCUGCUGUGAGAUAAAAAAGUAAUGGUACUGUUUUGAGGUACAGCGAAUAUGUUAAGGCACAAGUACGACGGUUUGUCCCCUUUUUCUCCUAACCGUGUUACCACC